Messenger RNA from Parascedosporium putredinis, 636 nucleotides. The record is from the annotation of a GenBank genome assembly. Lineage: Eukaryota; Fungi; Ascomycota; Sordariomycetes; Microascales; Microascaceae.
AUGCGUUUCUCUCCAGCCCUCCUUUUGGCGAUGCCCCUCGCCGCCUCCGCUGCUGAAGGUGGCCUCUUCAACCAGUACAAGGCCCAGGUCCAGGACCUUCUCCAGAGCUUCGGCUACGCUGGCGCCAACACCGCCGGCGACGCUAAGCCCGCCGAUGCCGUGCCCCAGGCCGAGCAGGAUGACUUCGAGGAGGUUGGCAGCGCCGAGGCCAAGGGUACCGAAGUCCCCGCCGACGCUCUGUCCAUCAUUACCCUAGACAACUUCAAGCAGAACCUCUACUCGUCUGUCAGGGAGGGCGCGACUACUCCCGAGGAGUGGUGGGUUUUCUUCACUGGUCGCAACAAGACCUGCGGUGAUGCUUCCCCUCCCGCGAUCACGGACAUCUACAUCAAGCGCCUCAACCUCACCACCGUCGAAGCUAAGGACAUCGCCGGGUACCUUCCUGAGGAGGGCCGCACCACCUUCCGCAAGCUGGGCGGCGACUCCAUCUUCCACCCCUUCGAUGGCCCCCUCGCCAAAUACAGUCUUCUUCUUCCCUGGCCUACCAGGACGAUGAUGACCAACCGCAUGCGAAACCACGAGGAGCGCCGUGCCGGGCAAAACGCUGCCGCUGGUGGCGCCGGUCCUGCCAACUAA